Messenger RNA from Tuber aestivum (summer truffle), 1434 nucleotides. NCBI's taxonomy places the organism in Eukaryota, Fungi, Ascomycota, Pezizomycetes, Pezizales, Tuberaceae. The record is from the annotation of a GenBank genome assembly.
CCUCUUCUUGAGCCGUUUCUUUUUUGUUCGGGCAAUUACCCCGCAUCUCCCGUGCUUCCCUAUCGUCCGACAGAGCACCCCUCCCAGGCUAGACCCCUCGGUCCCUUGUUCCCUCCCAAAUAAAACAAGCUUCCCAUAGCAAACUUUUGAUAAUGUCUGAAAGCGGGUACUAUGGUUCUCAACCCCCGCACCAGGGUGGUUACUACCCGCCGCAACAGCAGCAACAGCAGCAACACAGUGGGUUUGCCCCUGGUGGCGCUCCGCAAGCCCAACAAGCAGGCACCCCAGGUGCCUACCCCCCUCAGGAGGGCAAACCUUAUCCGCAAGAUCCCUACGCUCAGCAGCAACAAUCCCCAUACCCGCCUCAGCAAUAUCCCACGGGCCCGCCGCAAGGUGCUUAUGGUGCACCCCCCCCAUAUGCUGGCGCCCCGAAUCAAGGCUACGUGCAACCACAAUAUCAGAACCCUUCCCAGGGCGGGUACUACCCGCCGCCGCAAUCCGGAGCAGCCGAUUACUACCAGCAGCAGCAGCAGCAAGAUCGUGGCGCUGCAGGCUCUUACGGACAACCGACGGCUGGGUAUGGAGGUGCGGGAGCAGAAUAUCAAAAUCAACAGCAGCAGCAUGGGUACGGUGCAGGAGCGGACCCGUACGGUGGCCAACACGGAGGGCAGUAUGCAGGCCCUGGAGCGUACGCUGAUGGAAGUGGAGCACCUGGAGCACCUGGAGCACCUGGUGAGAGGGGGAUCGGAAGCACGCUUGCUGGAGGCGCUGCGGGAGCCUUUAUCGGUAAGAAGCUUGGGGUUGGCACGCUUGGAGGCGCUGUCGGGGUGAGUUAAUUCCUUCCUAGGGGGUCGUCUUGCAGGGGCGAAUGAAGGCUAAUGGGAGCGGCGUUAUAGGGUGCUCUCCUUGGGGGAGUGUUGGGCAAGAAGAAGCAUUAAGCCCUACGGUACUCUCUUCCCUCGGCUGUAUAAGAACGAUAACACACAAAAAAAAAAGCAACGAAGACACGAUAUCUUGGUCAAGCGUAGGCUGGGCAUGACCUUUUUUUCUUCUCUCCACUUCCCUCAAGGAGGGCGAUAUUUUACCAAUAGGGGAAUAUUUGGGUAGUGGCGUUUUCCAAGUUAUUUCUAAAGUUUCUUUUCCGCCUUUACUUUUUUUUUUUUUUUUUUUUCCUUCUUCCCCUCUCUUUGUUUCCUUCUCUCGUUCGAUAUUCCCUUGAUCCACGCUAGUUCUUGGUGUAUUCGGUAAUCUAUCCAUGCAUUGGGCGCUGGCUGUGCUAGCGAGGCUUUUCCUUGAGAACCUGCAGUUCGGAUGUUGAAGGCAUCAUAAGUCCAGAUGCACAGUAGUACUCGUACACUGGCCAUGAAACAGCACUACGGUGCGCCGGCGUGUUGUUACACCCUUACACAACAGGAGGGCAAAGCAUUUUAUAAU